GCGCUACCUCAAGGAGCACAACGAGCGCCAGUUCUUCCUGGAACUAGUCAAGGACAUCUCCAAUGACCUGGACCUCACCAGCCUCAGCUACAAGAUCCUCAUCUUCGUCUGCCUCAUGGUGGACGCGGACCGGGGAUCCCUCUUCCUCGUGGAGGGGACCUCCGCCGGCAAGAAGACCCUGGUGUCCAAGUUCUUCGACGUGCACGCCGGCACCCCGCUGCUGCCCUCCGGCUCCACCGAGGACAGCAACGAGGUGCAGGUGCCCUGGGGCAAGGGCAUCAUCGGCUACGUGGCGGAGCACGGAGAGACGGUCAACAUUCCCGAUGCCUACCAGGAUCGACGCUUUAAUGAUGAGAUUGACAAACUGACUGGGUACAAGACAAAGUCACUCUUGUGCAUGCCCAUAAGAAACAGUGAUGGAGAGAUUAUUGGUGUUGCCCAAGCAAUAAACAAGACUCCAGGAGGUGCCCCUUUUUCUGAUGAUGAUGAAAAGGUGAUGCAGAUGUACCUCCCCUUCUGUGGGAUUGCCAUAUCCAAUGCCCAGCUAUUUGCAGCUUCAAGGAAGGAAUAUGACAGAAGCAGGGCUUUACUGGAAGUAGUGAAUGACCUCUUUGAGGAACAGACUGACUUAGAGAAAAUUGUCAAGAAAAUCAUGCAUCGGGCCCAGACUCUCCUGAAGUGUGAGCGGUGCUCGGUGUUACUUCUGGAAGACAUUGAGUCACCAGUGGUGAAAUUCACAAAAUCUUUCGAAUUGUUAUCUCCAAAAUGCAGUGCUGAUACUGACAACAGUUUCAAAGACAGUGUGGAAAAAUCAUCUUAUUCAGACUGGCUAAUAAACAACAGCAUUGCUGAACUCGUGGCUUCCACAGGUCUCCCAGUGAACAUCAGUGAUGCCUAUCAGGAUCCCCGCUUUGAUGCUGAGGCUGACCAAAUUUCUGGCUUUCACAUAAGAUCUGUUCUGUGUGUUCCUAUAUGGAACAGCACCCACCAAAUAAUUGGGGUAGCUCAAGUGUUGAACAGGCUUGAUGGGAAAUCCUUUGAUGAUGCUGACCAGCGACUGUUUGAAGCUUUUGUUAUUUUUUGUGGCCUGGGUAUCAACAACACAAUUAUGUAUGACCAAGUGAAGAAAUCCUGGGCAAAACAGUCUGUGGCUCUUGACGUGUUGUCUUAUCAUGCAACAUGUUCGAAGGCAGAAGUUGAUAAAUUCAAGGCAGCAAACAUCCCUCUGGUGUCAGAGCUUGGCAUUGACGAUAUCCAUUUUGAUGACUUCUCACUCGAUGUGGAUGCCAUGAUUACUGCAGCCCUGCGGAUGUUCAUGGAACUUGGAAUGGUUCAGAAAUUUAAAAUUGACUACGAGACGCUGUGUAGGUGGCUUUUGACGGUGCGGAAGAACUAUCGAAUGGUCUUGUAUCACAACUGGAGGCACGCUUUCAACGUCUGCCAGCUGAUGUUUGCCAUGUUAACUACCGCAGGAUUUCAGGAGAUUCUAACUGAAAUUGAAAUUUUAGCUUUGAUUGUGGGAUGCUUGUGUCACGACCUUGACCACAGGGGAACCAACAAUGCCUUCCAAGCCAAGAGUGGAUCAGCCUUAGCUCAGCUCUACGGCACCUCUGCUACCUUGGAGCACCACCAUUUCAAUCAUGCUGUCAUGAUUCUCCAAAGUGAGGGUCACAACAUCUUUGCUAACUUGUCCUCUAAGGACUACAGUGACCUUAUGCAGCUUCUAAAGCAAUCAAUAUUGGCAACAGACCUCACUCUGUAUUUUGAGAGAAGGACCGAGUUUUUUGAGCUUGUCAGUAAAGGUGGUUAUGAUUGGAAUAUAAAAAACCACCGAGAAGUAUUUCGAUCAAUGCUAAUGACAGCCUGUGACCUUGGAGCUGUGACCAAACCGUGGGAGAUUUCAAGACAGGCAACUGAGCUGGUAACCAGUGAGUUCUUUGAACAAGGAGACAGAGAAAGAUCUGAACUCAAACUCACUCCUUCAGCCAUUUUUGAUCGGAACAGGAAGCAUGAACUACCCAGGUUGCAGCUCGAGUGGAUUGAUAGCAUCUGCAUGCCAUUGUAUGAGUGUCUAGUGAAGCUGAAUGUGAAACUGAAGCCUAUGCUGGACUCCGUGGCAGUAAAUAGAGCACAGUUUGCUUUUCCUGGAAGGCUUAGUGGGACUGACCGGAAGCCUGCAGUGGGAUUGUGCUGGUAUCUGGAGCGACACGGAGCACUGAACAGAAGCGUUCAUUCAGCUCCACUGCAUUUCAACUGCUGCUGUAAAAAUCUGACAACAGACUGAAAUAUAAGAACUCACAGCUUAAUAAAAUUAAUAAUACAGACCAAGACUGGGAUACAAGCUGGCCAAUUCAUAUGCAAGGAGCUGCAGAAAACAGAAUAGUGUGUAAUUACAUUGUUGUUUUGCAUCUCUUCAGUACAUGUUAUGAAUCAAUUAUGCCUGCUUUUGUGAUGCUCCUCUCUUACUCUCCCUCCUCUUUUAUGCCUGAAUGUUCUGAAAAGCCUGCUUUGUAUUCUGAAGAAGUAUUUUUUUACAACAAGGCUUCUUAGUGAUUGAUCAGGGCCUUUAGAAUUGCCUACCUUUGCUACAUUUAAAAACAAACUUUAUUAUCUUUAAAAACACCAAGCUGUCCCUUCUUCCCUGAGAAAUUCAUAUGAACACUGCAGCAAAUUUCUCAGCAAGAAGAAGUUUGCAUAAAGGCAAAAUAUUGCAUGGUCAUUUUAGAGUGGGGUUUUUUUCUUUUAAAAAUGCUCUUAUAACACAUUCUUUUUUUUUUUUUUUUUUAAUUAUAGUGUUGCCUAAGAAAAAGAUUAAUAGGGUUUUUUUUUGAAAAUAGAAUACAAAUAAAAAAGGAAAUCUGUUGCUUUGUUCUUCAGGAUUAUAUUACAUUAAAAACCAGAAAAAAUGAUAAGCCUUUUUACUAUAAUUUCCAGUAGAAAUUAGUAUUUUGAAAUGGUGGAGAGGUAGAAUAUCAUCACACUGAAUUACCCCUGACUCUCUCGCAGUUCUUUCAGUACAAUUUCAAGUGCUAUUGCUACAGCUAGCACAGCAUUAGUCAAGGCUCACACAUUGACACCCGUGGUAAAGGUGUCCCUAAAAAUCGAAUCAAAUAUGAUAGGUCACAAAACCAAAUGUCUCUCUGUGAUGACCCUAGAAUUACCUGAAAGUUGGUCUCCUUCCAUUAGUGUCAAGAUCACUAAUGCAGCAAACCUGUGAUCUGUGAUUUGAGGAUUUCUCUGCUGCAUGACCAGACACAAGAGGAGUCAUGUUGCAGUGCUUAUGAGUGCCCAUUCAUAGGGGGAAAAAAAAAGCCUUUGUACUUGAUGAAAAAUGGGAUUCUAAAUAUAGGGUUGUCUGGCAGCAGAAAUUAAAGCUGAAUUCAGCUUAGUUUUACACCUGUGCCAAACUCCAUUUACAUCAGUGGAAUUACCUUGAACUGGCACCAGGCUUAAUGGAAAUCAGAACCUGACCCAGCUGACCAGAUGCUAAAAGAGCUUUUCUCCUUUCUAAGGAAACUGAGUUGUUUGAGCCUUAGAAAAGCUGACUACAUGAAACAGAAACAACAAAUCUGCUGAUGCCUUCUUUAAAAGAAACACAACAAAACCAAAAUGCUCUGUGCUUCUAAUGGUGUAUAGGACAAUAGCUGGAAAUUCAGUAGCAUUGUGAACCAAUCUGUUAGUGCACAACUGAAGCACAUCACUCUCUAGCAGAAGGAAGCAGGGAAGGAGCAGAAAUGCAAACUGCACAGCAGUGUGUACACACACCAAAUGGAAAUGUUUCUGCUGUUCUUUUGCAGCUUCUUUCUUCUCUGAAUAAAGCCAGAGCAGUUUAGUAAGCAGCAAGCCAUACUAACCUACACCACGUACUUUAUUGGAAAAACAGCUACUAGGAACCGACAGUACUGCUGGCAGGUACACACAGCUUUCCUGAAUUUUGAUAUUGCGUACUGCUAAGUGUAACUUAAUUUAUAAUGCAUACCCUACGGCCUCCCCGAAGGUUGAGUCUCCCCUCAUUUCCUCUCCUUUUAUUGGCUUCAGUGCACUGUUGCCCAUGGCAACACCCACUGGCAGGGAUGGGGACUCGGCAGCACCGCAGCCUGACACACAGCUGAAGCCCUAACAAUGUCAACCAUCAAUCAAGUGACUGUUUGUAAUUGCCUCCAUCUAUUUCUCCUGUCUUUUGGUAGCUUUGCCAUUGUGGGUCAAAAUUCAGAAACUGCUGACUAAUGUUAUGGUUCUGUUCCUCCAUCACAAGGAAGAAAAUGAGAGCACAUGGCUUGAUCUUAUCAAAUUGUUCUCAGGAAAAAGGAGCAACCCUACUGAAACUAGGGGGCCCAGCAGUGCAUCUCAGAACGGCAUUCAGUCUCUGAAAGUCAUUUUGCUCAAUCUUAAAAAAACUAACCAACUAAACAAACAAAAACCUUAUCUUCUUUUUUUAAGACUUAGCUUAGGAAACAGGGGAAAAAAAAGUGAGAAAAAGAGGAUUCUUUGUAGAAGCAUGUAGUACAUUAAAGAAACAUGUUUCAAUUCUAUUAUAUUUUAAGAUUGUUGGAAACAUUUUUUAGUUACUGCGUAUAAACUUGAUGAUCAGAAAUUGUAUCUGCUUUUCAUUAUUUCUGAUAGGGAAACAAUUUCCCAAUAUUUCAGUCAGUUUUGCCAGACUCUGAGAUGUGCACGAGAGACACGAUUAUGUAGGUUAUUUAAUCUCAUUCUCUGUCUUUUACUUGCUUCCCUGCCUGCUGAACAAGGGGAGAUUAAAAAAAAAGCAACAUUGAAAUCAGCCUAAUUCUGUGAAUGCAUAUAAAACACAGGUCCACA
This is a messenger RNA of Serinus canaria (Common canary), 4818 nucleotides long. It is a transcript of the gene PDE11A, whose product is annotated as phosphodiesterase 11A. The record is from RefSeq and is a predicted model, not a curated record. Gene Ontology annotation, biological process: signal transduction. Gene Ontology annotation, molecular function: protein binding; 3',5'-cyclic-nucleotide phosphodiesterase activity. Bases 116 to 2284 code for a protein of 722 amino acids. The transcript has 21 exons. NCBI's taxonomy places the organism in Eukaryota, Metazoa, Chordata, Aves, Passeriformes, Fringillidae.